Molecule: messenger RNA, 2895 nt
Organism: Pseudopipra pipra
Lineage: Eukaryota; Metazoa; Chordata; Aves; Passeriformes; Pipridae
Gene: FGF8
Product: fibroblast growth factor 8
Exons: 6
Coding region: 744-1388 (214 amino acids)
Biological process (GO): embryonic heart tube development; neuron differentiation; positive regulation of protein phosphorylation
Cellular component (GO): cytoplasm
Molecular function (GO): fibroblast growth factor receptor binding; growth factor activity
Source: RefSeq, a predicted model, not a curated record
UGUGCGAGCUGUGGGUGCGUGAAAGGGACUAUGGAGAAUGUGUGUGUGUGGGGGGGUGUGUGUGCAUGUAUGUGCGUGUGCAGGAGGGCUGCACAGGCGUGUGCAGGACUGUGUGCGUGUGCAGGACUGUGUGCGUGUGCAGGACUGUGUGCGUGUGCAGGCGGGCCAUGCACGGUGUGUGUGCUUGUGCGGCGGGGCAGCCGCCGCGCUGUCACUCAGGGGCGGCUGACAGGAGCUGCCUCUCCAACGGCGGCAGAUAGCGCUGAUUGCUGAUUCGAGGAAGCAAAAUAGCAAUUGUAAUUAUGGGCUCUGAUAAGAUAAAGGAGGGCGCGGGGAGCGCGGGGACCGGCAGCGGGGCACGGCCGGCAAAUUAGCAGCUGUCACUCAGCGCCGAGCAGGCGGCGCCGGCCCCGGCCCCGGCCAGGUACCGGCCCCGGGGGCCGCCCGCCGCAGCCCCGCCGCAGCCCCCGCCCCGGUGCUCAACAGGUGGCGGGGCCGGGAGGGCAGGGGCUCGCCGGAACAAUGCAGCCCUCGGCGGCCCUGCCCGGGCUGCGGGGCUGAGCCCCGUCCCGCCGCCGCCUGGCCCCAUGGCCCCGCACCGCCGGCCCUGAGGGCGCCCGCCCGCCCCACAAGGACGUGCCGGCAGGGCGAGAGGAAACGAGGAGCUGAGGCAGCGCCGCGCCCCCGCGGGCUCUCCCCGCCGCCGCCGGGCCCCGGGCCCCCGGCUCCGCAUCGGCGCCGCGAUGGACCCCUGCUCCUCGCUCUUCAGCUACGUGUUAAUGCACUUGUUCGUCCUCUGCCUGCAAGCCCAGGUAACUGUUCAGUCCCCACCUAAUUUUACACAGCAUGUGAGGGAGCAGAGCCUGGUGACGGAUCAGCUCAGCCGGCGGCUCGUCCGUACCUACCAGCUGUACAGCCGGACCAGUGGGAAACAUGUGCAGAUCUUGGACAACAAGAAAAUCAAUGCGAUGGCAGAGGAUGGGGAUGUGCACGCCAAGCUCAUCGUGGAGACAGACACCUUUGGGAGCCGUGUGCGCAUCAAAGGGGCAGCCACAGGUUUCUACAUCUGCAUGAACAAGAAGGGGAAGCUGAUUGGCAAGAGCAAUGGCAAAGGCAAGGACUGCGUCUUCACGGAGAUUGUCCUGGAGAACAACUACACAGCGCUGCAGAAUGCCAAGUAUGAGGGCUGGUACAUGGCCUUCACCCGCAAGGGCCGCCCACGCAAGGGCUCCAAGACCCGGCAGCACCAGCGGGAGGUGCAUUUCAUGAAGAGGCUUCCCAAGGGCCACCAGACUACGGAGCCCCACAGACGCUUUGAGUUCCUCAACUAUCCCUUCAACCGGAGAAGUAAAAGGACUAGAAACUCCAGCUCCAAGGCAGGCCCUUGAUGCGCCUGCCCCUGCCCCCCUGCCUGCAUCUCUCCUGGAGGAUGCUCCUCUGAGCUCGGUGGACUAUAUGUAGAGACUUUCCCAUUUGGGUAUUAAACAAAACAAAAAAAAAAAAAGGGAGGGGGAGGAUAAAAAAAAAUUACCUGCUCUAGUUGUUGAUACUUUUGGGGGGGUGUUUGGUUUUUACAAAAAAAAAAAAAAAAAAAAAAAAAGAAAAAAUGAGAGAGGCUCUAUUUUUGUACUCCAGCUUUAAAAGUAAUGAAACAUUCAAAGACUGGUGAAGGGGGAAGAGCCCUUCACUUAGAAAUGUUCUAGUCUGUUUGGGGUCGUGCUUUAUUUUGUAAUUAUUUUUUUUUGAUAGCUCUAGGGGAAAAGGAGUUUAAAAAUCAUGUUUAAAGCAAACAAGCGAAAAACCAUGGAAAUCCAAAUCUGGAAGUGAUGUGCUACUUAAAUGAACUGAACUAAUGCUUACUGGAGAAGAUGGAGAGGCUGGAAAACAACUAAGGGGAGGGGAUUUAUUUUGGAGGUGGCUGGAGGCCUCCUGGGUGUUUUUUGCAGCCUGGGUGUUGUGUGGGCACUGCCUGUGGGAGCUGACUGUGACACCUGGAGCGAGGACCCUGGAUGCUUUCUUUCCUCGGAUGUGCCUAUUUCUCCAGCUGAGCAAGGGGUUGCUGGAAGCCACUUGCAUCCUUCUGAGAACACUGCUGGCUUCACAACUCCUCACUUACUUUUUUUUUCUCAGGAGAGGACAGGGGUGAUGGAUGCCCCAGAGAAAGUCCUGAACUGACUUGGUACCUCUUACCCACAGGAGCGUCUUUGGCAUUUGGUUUGUUUUAAAGUACUAAGGUAUGACUUGCCAUAGAGCAGGCUGGUAACUGGUAUUUUUUCCCAUGUGGAAAAUGUGAACUUCUCACCAAAAAUUGACAUUUUUUUUCUGUCUAUAUUUUUUUAUCAGAUAGAAAUUUUCAUCCAUAAAAUUAAAAAAAAGUUUACAAAUUAUUGUGGAGCCAUUUUGGGCUGUUUUGUCAUAACAUUAAAUAUUUUUGUCGUAAUGGUUGGUGCUUCAGUUGCCAGCUGUCUCUUCCAGGUUUGCUCUUUGAUAAGAAAUACUGACGUUCUUGUCCCUCUACGAAAGGGGAGGGUUUCUUUCAAAAUUUCUGUGUUGACAGAAGCCCAAUUGUCUAUUUAGAAAAAAAAGAAAACCAACCCCAAAGGGAACAUUAAAUCUCUUGAGUGAACAUCCCCAGCCAGCCCCACUCUGCACAUGCUGCCCUGGGACUGUGACUCUCUCCAAAGGGUUAAAGCAACUAUUCUUCACAGGGAGGGAAAACAAAGACACUGGAUAGGAGCCAGAACCAGGGGUGACUUUUCAUCCAAUCUUUUUUGAUUGUUUGGGUUUUUUCUGUUUCCUUUAGGAUUUUUGUUCUGUUUCGGUUGUGUACAAAUUGAAUAUGAAAUGAUUGAAAUAUUUAUUUAAUAUGUGCAUUAAAAGUUUGUAUUAGUCUAA